UUGCCCUCGCGAAAAUGAUAAAGGACUCGGUCUACUGGAUCACAGGCGGAGCAUCUGGCCCGGGUAAAGCAACAGCAGAAAAGCUUCUAGCUGAAGGUGCCAAAGUGGUAGUCUGCGAUCUGCAGCACCCCGAGGAAGAAGACCUUGUUCUAAACUACGGCGACAACUCCAUAGUUCUAACUAUCGACAUCACUUCGGAGAAGGAAGUGCUGGCGGCCCUAGACGUGACGAAAAAAAAGUUUGGCAGGUUGAACGGUGUCAUCAAUUGCGACGAAAUGAGUCUACAGAGACCCGCCUACGAUUUCGCAGAGGACACUCCCCACAAUCUAGAGGAGUUUAUUAAAAUUGUCACGGUCAAUUUAAUAGGGACGUUCAAUGUUAUACGGUUAGCCCUCGGAUUGAUGGCGGACAACAAAUUGAACGAGAACGGCGAAAGGGGCGUCAUAAUCAACACCACCAGCAACAUUGCAUCCGAAGGGAAGGCUUUGUGCAGCGCUUACGCGGCCAGCAAAGCCGGAUUGAGCGCCAUCACCGUGCCUCUAGCUAGAGAUUUGACCGGCCAGGGUAUCCGAGUGGUCGAUAUAGUGCUAGGUCCUUAUGACGCGCGGAAGUGGGAGGGGCCCAAUUUUGUAAGCGGCUCUAUCCGAUUCGACGACUUUGCCAACGCGGUCAAGAGCAUCAUAGAGAUGCCGAUGUUUAAUGCCGUCUCUGUUAAACUGGAUGGCUCAAGCACUGAUUGAAGUAUGGUUCACCAGAGGAAAUCCUUUAUUUUGAAGAUAUGGCCUGAUAAAAAUAUCUGAAAUUUUUUAUUAAAUUUGAAAAAGAAGGCAGUGGUGAAUAUUUUUUUGUCAAAAGUGUUGGUCGGGGUGUUUUGUGGGGCGCCAUCGGAAUUCGUAAUUUAAAUUGGUGUCCAUUAGUGCCUUACUUUCAUAGGCGUUCACUGUAAAUGUAAAAAAUAA
Messenger RNA from Cylas formicarius (sweet potato weevil), 959 nucleotides. RefSeq names its product 3-hydroxyacyl-CoA dehydrogenase type-2-like. The transcript has 5 exons. Gene Ontology annotation, molecular function: estradiol 17-beta-dehydrogenase [NAD(P)+] activity. The record is from RefSeq and is a predicted model, not a curated record. Gene Ontology annotation, cellular component: mitochondrion. The coding region runs from base 15 to 740 and encodes 241 amino acids. Gene Ontology annotation, biological process: androgen metabolic process; estrogen metabolic process; fatty acid metabolic process. Lineage: Eukaryota; Metazoa; Arthropoda; Insecta; Coleoptera; Brentidae.